Messenger RNA from Effrenium voratum, 1137 nucleotides. The record is from the annotation of a GenBank genome assembly. Lineage: Eukaryota; Dinophyceae; Suessiales; Symbiodiniaceae.
AUGGGUUGUGAGGUCACUCACAAGGAAUGCAGCUGGGGAACUGCAGGCCUGCGAAUUUGUGCGCGAGGCGUUUCUAGCCUGCCUUGCUUGCCAGCCAUUUGCUGCGGUGAGCGGAAGCAGGAGCAGAGCCAGCUGCUGGAGCUAGAAGGUGCAUCCUUCGAGGCGCUCUUUACACUUGGCGAGCUCAUCGGCCAUGGAACCUUUGGCAAGGUUUACGGAUGCCAAGCAUACGGCGGCACAGAUCUUUGCGUAAAGAUUGUUGGAGUGAGUGGGCGACACGCAGCAAGAGCCGCCAAGCUUCCUAACGAUGAGAAGCUGGAACUUUUGAGGCUGUUGCGAACGCUCCACCAUCCCAACAUCGUCCGCUACCACCAGUUUUUUCAGUCUGCUGAUGCAAUGUACAUCGUGAUGAGCCGAUGCCUGGGGCCGGACCUCAUGGACCACAUGGAGGCGGUUGGAGAGCUCAAGAUGCAGGCCGUGAAAGAUAUCUCCAGGAUGAUGCUUCUUGCCAUCGAUGCUGUUCACCGCCAUGGCCUGAUGCAUCGAGACAUCAAGCCGGAGAACUUCAGAUUCAAAGACUCGGAUGCAGCGGUGCUCCAGUUGUUGGACUUUGGAGGGGCGAAGGUUGCCGGAGAUGUGCCCAAGGCACACACGGUGACCGGCACUCUGCUUUAUGUUGCGCCAGAGGUUUUUGACGGCGUCUAUACCAAGUCCUGCGACGUAUGGAGCUGCGGCAUCGUGGUGUUCCUUCUGGUUUCCGGGCAUCUGCCCUUUCAGACCUCGGACGUCACCAUCCUGCGCUCCAUGCAUCGGGACCCUGUCCUCACCGGCGAAUGCCUCUUUCGAGGGGAGCGGUGGCGGCAGGCGCCAGCCACGGCACGGGGCCUGGUGCGGGGCUUGCUGAGCGAGGCCGCCACCAGGCUGACCGCCGCUGCUGCCAGCGAGCACCCCUGGUUGGAGAGUGGUGAUGCAGAGGCGGAAGAGUCCGAUGAAAGCUGCGUGGCGUCAUCUGGGAGUGGCAGUCACGAGUUGAAGAGGACGUACUUCGCGUGGAAUUUGGCCGAGUCAGACGCCAGCGAGACCUGCUCAGAUUUUCAGCUUGAGGAGGUGGGCAAGCCCAUCGUUGCUAAGGCAUGA